UCCGGACGCAGCGCGGGCGGCGGUUUGCUAGCUGCGGGUGGACGGAGAAGUGACCUGUGUUCGGGUGUCUCGCCCGUUCGCGGCGGGGCGAGGCCGGGCAGUGCGCGGCGGUAGUAGAACGAACGUCGUGCGGGCGGGGCGCCCGCGGCUGGGCCCAUGGCCUCCUGCGCGAGCAUCGACAUCGAGGACGCCACGCAGCACCUGAGGGACAUCCUCAAGCUGGACCGGCCCGCUGCGGGCCCCAGUCCAGAGAACCAGCGACCAUCCAGCACCUACAAUGGGGAUCUCAAUGGGCUUCUGGUCCCAGAUCCUCUCUGCUCAGGUGAUGGUACUGCAGCAAGCAAGUCUGGUCUCCGGACCUUGCCGCCCAUUAACCUGCAGGAGAAACAGGUCAUCUGCCUGUCAGGGGAUGACAGCUCUACCUGCAUUGGGAUUUUGGCCAAAGAGGUGGAGAUUGUGGCCAGCAGCGACUCAAGCAUUUCGAGCAAGGCACGGGGAAGCAACAAGGUGAAAAUACAGCCUGUCGCCAAAUAUGACUGGGAGCAGAAGUACUACUACGGCAACCUGAUCGCUGUAUCGAACUCCUUUUUGGCCUAUGCCAUUCGGGCUGCCAACAAUGGUUCAGCGAUGGUGAGAGUGAUCAGCGUCAGCACUUCAGAGCGAACUCUGCUGAAAGGCUUCACAGGCAGCGUGGCUGACCUGGCCUUCGCACACCUCAACUCUCCACAGCUGGCAUGCCUAGAUGAGGCAGGCAACCUGUUUGUUUGGCGUUUAGCUUUGGUCAAUGGCAAGAUCCAAGAAGAGAUCUUGAUCCAUAUCCGGCAGCCAGAGGGCACGCCACUGAACCAUUUCCGCAGGAUCAUCUGGUGCCCCUUCAUCCCUGAGGAGAGUGAGGACUGCUGCGAGGAGAGCAGCCCAACCGUGGCCCUGCUGCAUGAAGACCGGGCUGAGGUGUGGGACCUGGACAUGCUCCGCUCCAGCUACAGCACCUGGCCUGUGGAUGUUGGCCACAUCAAGCAGGGCUACAUUGUGGUGAAAGGCCACAGCACGUGCCUCAGCGAAGGUGCCCUCUCCCCUGAUGGGACUGUCCUGGCUACUGCGAGCCAUGAUGGCUAUGUCAAGUUCUGGCAGAUCUACAUUGAAGGGCAGGAUGAGCCAAGGUGUCUGCAUGAGUGGAAGCCACAUGAUGGGCGGCCUCUCUCCUGCCUGCUGUUCUGUGACAACCAUAAGAAGCAGGAUCCUGAGGUCCCUUUUUGGAGGUUCCUCAUUACUGGAGCUGACCAGAAUCGGGAACUGAAGAUGUGGUGCACAGUGUCCUGGACCUGCCUGCAGACUAUCCGCUUCUCCCCAGAUAUCUUCAGCUCAGUGAGUGUUCCCCCAAGCCUCAAGGUUUGUUUGGACCUUUCAGCAGAAUACCUGAUUCUCAGCGAUGUGCAACGGAAGGUCCUCUACGUGAUGGAGCUGCUACAGAACCAGGAGGAGGGCCGCGCCUGCUUCAGCUCCAUCUCCGAGUUCCUCCUCACCCAUCCCGUGCUGAGCUUUGGGAUCCAGGUUGUGAGCCGCUGCCGGUUGCGACACACUGAGGUGCUGCCUGCCGAGGAGGAGAAUGACAGUCUGGGGGCUGAUGGUGCCCACGGAGCUGGUGCCAUGGAGUCUGCAGCCGGUGUACUCAUCAAGCUCUUCUGUGUGCAUACUAAGGCUCUACAAGAUGUGCAGAUCCGCUUCCAGCCACAGCUGAACCCUGAUGUGAUAGCCCCGCUCCCCACACACACUCCCCAUGAGGAGUUUGCAUUUGGAGAAUCUAGAUCUGAAUUAGGCUCUGAGGGCCUGGGGUCAGCCUCUCAUGGCUCCCAGCCUGACCUCCGACGCAUUGUGGAGCUGCCUGCACCUGCUGACUUCCUCAGUCUGAGCAGUGAGACCAAGCCCAAGCUGAUGACACCUGACGCCUUCAUGACACCCACUGCCUCCCUGCAGCAGAUUGCUGCAUCCCCUGGCAGUAGCAAUAGCAGCAGCAGCAGCAGCACUAGCAGCAGUAGCAGCAGCAGCAGCUCUCUCACAGCCGUGUCUGCCAUGAGUGGCACCUCAGCUAUGGACCCCUCCUUGGCCAGGCCACCUGAGGAGCUGACCUUGAGCCCCAAGCUGCAGCUGGAUGGCAGCCUGACAGUGAGUGGCAGCAACAGUCUGCAGGCAAGCCCACGCAGCCUCCUGCCUGGCCUUCUCCAAGGCCCAGCUGACAAACUGACUCCCAAAGGACCUGGGCAGGUACCUACUGCUGCCUCUGCACUGUCCCUGGAGCUGCAGGAAGUAGAACCUCUGGGACUUCCCCAGGCUUCUCCCAGCCGCACCCGCUCCCCUGAUGUUAUCUCCUCGGCUUCCACUGCCUUGUCCCAGGACAUUCCUGAGAUUGCGUCCGAGGCCCUGUCCCGUGGCUUUGGCUCCUCUGCCCCUGAAGCCCUUGAGCCAGACAGUAUGGCCUCAGCUGCCUCAGCACUACACCUGCUCUCUCCACGGCCCCGUCCAGGGCCCGAGCUUGGCCCCCAGCUUGGCCUCGAUGGAGGCCCAGGGGAUGGGGAUCGGCACAGUACUCCUUCCCUGCUGGAGGCAGCCUUGAGCCAGGAAGUUGUGACUGCUGACAGUCAGGUUUGGCCUACAGCACCUGAUAUUACUCGUGAGACCUGUAGCACCCUGGCAGAGAGCCCCAGGAAUGGCCUCCAGGAAAAGCACAAGAGCCUGGCCUUCCACCGACCACCUUACCACCUGCUACAGCAACAUGAUAGCCAGGACACCAGUGCUGAGCAAAGUGAUCACGAUGAUGAGGUGGCCAGCCUGGCUUCUGCCUCAGGAGGCUUUGGGACCAAAGUUCCCCCUCCACGGCUCCCCGUCAAGGACUGGAAAACCAAGGGGUCCCCUCGGACCUCACCUAAGCUCAAGCGGAAAAACAAGAAGGAUGAUGGGAAUUUAGCUGUGGGGCCGCGGCUUACGGAACACCAGGUGGUAGAGCCCCCUGAGGACUGGCCAGCACUGAUUUGGCAACAGCAGAGAGAGCUGGCAGAGCUGCGGCACAGCCAGGAAGAGCUGCUGCAGCGCCUGUGUGCCCAGCUCGAAGGCCUACAGAACACGGUCACGGGUCUUGUGGAACGAGCUCUGGAGACUCGACAUGAGCAAGAACGUAUCCUUGAGGGCGGUAGCACGGUGCAGUGAAGGCAGACAGAGGGAGAGGUAGCCCCCCAGGUCCAGGGAGGAGUAUGGCACCUGGUACCU
Ochotona curzoniae (black-lipped pika) is the source of this 3261-nucleotide messenger RNA. RefSeq names its product enhancer of mRNA-decapping protein 4-like. The transcript is spliced from 22 exons. Bases 157 to 3201 code for a protein of 1014 amino acids. Gene Ontology annotation, molecular function: protein binding. The record is from RefSeq and is a predicted model, not a curated record. Gene Ontology annotation, biological process: deadenylation-independent decapping of nuclear-transcribed mRNA. Gene Ontology annotation, cellular component: P-body. Lineage: Eukaryota; Metazoa; Chordata; Mammalia; Lagomorpha; Ochotonidae.